UUUAAUUUUAUAAGCUUCGGCGACUUCGUCAUAAACCCUAAACCUCUGUUCCUGAGCAGAAAUCUGAGAGGGAAAUGCUUGCCAUAGCAGCGAGAGAACUUUCGCCAUCAAAGCUUAAACCUUUCUUCACUAUCUCUCACGUCUUCUUACAAUCGCCCAGAAUCAGAGGAACAAACUCUUCGAUUUCAAGAUUUUUCUCUCCGUUUCUCCAUCACCCUCACUGGAACAAGACACCGGAAUCGCCAUCAUUCUCGGCGUCUUGCUUCUGUUCCUCUUCGACUUCUUCUUCUUCCUCUUCCUCCUCUGAUUUUUUGCCCCUAACCCGUGAUGGGAAUUACGACGAUGCCACUCCGGUCACCGCCGUUUGUCCCGGUUGCGGCAUCCACGUGCAGGACUCCGACCCGAAGCACCCGGGUUUCUACAUCAGACCCUCCAUGAAGAAGCAGAAGAGCGAUCUGAAUCGGAUUCUCAAAUCGAAUCGUCAUCUCGUGCCCGUUUCGCAGGAGACCGAGUUCACCGAUUCGAUCAAACGCGGGUUGAUUGUUGAACCCAGAAUCGUUGACCCGGAUUCGAAAGAGGAAGCGGAGCCGGAGAGCGCAGAUGGGAGACCAGUGGUGUGCGCGAGGUGUCAUUCGCUGAGGCAUUACGGGAAAGUGAAGGACCCGACGGUGGAGAAUCUUCUUCCCGAUUUCGAUUUCGACCACACCGUCGGACGGCGACUCGGGUCGCCUUCCGGUGCGCGAACCGUCGUGCUUAUGGUAGUGGACGCGUCGGAUUUCGACGGAUCGUUCCCCAAGAGGGUCGCGAAGCUCGUGUCGAGAACAAUCGACGAGAAUCAAACGGCGUGGAAGGAGGGCAAAUCCGGGAACAUCCCCAGAGUCGUUCUCGUGGUGACGAAGAUCGAUCUUUUGCCGAGUUCGUUGUCACCGACUCGAUUCGAACAUUGGGUCAGGCAGAGAGCUCGUGAGGGAGGGCUAAGUAAGAUCGCUAAGCUGCAUUUCGUUAGCCCUGUGAAGAAUUGGGGAAUCAAGGAUCUUGUGGAAGAUGUAGCCCAGAUGGCGGGAAAGAGGGGCCAUGUCUGGGCUGUCGGAGCUCAGAACGCUGGAAAAAGCACUCUGAUCAAUGCUGUCGGGAAGGCUGUGGGCGGGAAAGUGACGCAUUUGACGGAGGCUCCGGUUCCAGGCACGACAUUGGGGAUCAUCAGAGUUGAGGGUGUUUUGCCGUUUCAGGCGAAGCUGUUUGAUUCUCCGGGGCUGUUGAAUCCGCAUCAGAUCACGACAAGGCUCACGAGGGAGGAACAGAAGCUUGUUUAUGUUAGCAAGGAACUAAAGCCAAGAACUUACAGAAUCAAGGAAGGUUACACCAUCCACAUUGGUGGGCUCAUGAGACUUGACAUUGAUGAACUUUCCGUAGAUUCCGUAUAUGUAACGGUAUGGGCAUCUUCCUAUAUUCCGCUACAUAUGGGGAAGAAGGAAAAUGCUCACAAGAUUCUCCAGGACCAUUUCGGUCUCCAGUUGCAGCCUCCCAUAGGACAAAACCGGGUUCAGGAGCUGGGAAAAUGGGUGAGGAAGGAAUUCCGGGUGAAGGGGGACAAUUGGGACGCCAGUUCAGUAGACAUUGCUGCUUCGGGACUAGGGUGGUUUGCCAUUGGACUCAAAGGCGAAGCGAUACUAAGCGCUUGGACCUACGAAGGGAUCGACCUCUUCGUGCGAAACUCUCUUCUUCCACAACGCUCUCAGACUUUCGAAGAUUCGGGUUUCACUGUCUCGAAGGUUGUUGCAAAGGCAGAUCAGUCUUUGAUUCAGAUGCAGAAGGAAACACAGAAGAAACAGAGGCAGAAUGAUGGUAAUAACCCCGAGCCAAGGAGCAGUUCUAAUUCUUUUACGGCGCCAUCUAUGACGUGCUAAUAUCGGAAAUGGCCCCCCGCUGGAUGGCGUUUUCGUAAAAUGUGGCUUGUAUUUCCGGAGGCCAUUGCUCAAGAAAAGUGGUAACGUGCUUUGUGUUUGAUUAAGAAUAAGACGUUUCGGGUUUUAAAAGCACACUUGGAGAUUGAACCAGAAAUGAGAACCCUUAUGUUUUAUGUGUAUCUGUAUUCCUAAUUUGAUUGUUUGGUAAUUUUAUGAUAUCUCAAUCUUUGAGGUAACAAACUUAUUUCAA
This is a messenger RNA of Tarenaya hassleriana, 2157 nucleotides long. RefSeq names its product GTP-binding protein BRASSINAZOLE INSENSITIVE PALE GREEN 2, chloroplastic. The coding region runs from base 75 to 1907 and encodes 610 amino acids. NCBI's taxonomy places the organism in Eukaryota, Viridiplantae, Streptophyta, Magnoliopsida, Brassicales, Cleomaceae. The transcript is spliced from 3 exons. The record is from RefSeq and is a predicted model, not a curated record. Gene Ontology annotation, molecular function: GTP binding. Gene Ontology annotation, cellular component: mitochondrion.